UACCAACACUCCAUGUUCUCCGCCAACGCUUCAUGAAGGCGUACUUUGACUUUACGUGACCCGUCCCCGGCCGCCAUCUGCCCAUCUCCUCAUGCGGCCAUCGCCGGCGCUCGCCGGCGGCGGCAGGACGGUCGCAAAUCUUCUCUCCGCCACGGAGUGGAUGCUUCCUUCUCCGGCCACCCAAGUCCACACCAUCUCCGUCCUCCCCUCCCACUCACCGCCGUCCCCUCCUCACCACUUCGCGUUCUCCAACCUCACCACCGCGCCUAAGCGCAACGGAGGCAAGGGGGAAGAGGAGGGCCGCCCAAGGUUCGAGGUGGUGCGCGACGAUCUCCUCCACCCGCUCGCCAAUGGCAACAAGGCCCGCAAGCUCGACGCCCUCCUGCCGCUCCUGCGCCGCCGCGGCGCUACUGACGUUGUGACUUGUGGGGGUUGCCAGAGCGCCCAUGCUGCGGCCACUGCGGUCCACUGUGCUGAGUGGGGAAUGAGGCCACACAUAUUGCUGAGAGGUGAACAGCCAGAUAUCCCGACAGGCUACAAUCUUAUCUCUUUGAUGUUUGGCAAUGUGGCUUAUGCCUCUCGGUCAGUGUACGCACACAGAGAUGAAAUGCUUUACAAUCACGCCAGAAAAGUUGCAGGCACAGGUGGUACAGUGUUGUGGGCUGAUGAUAUUAGCAAAGAGGAUUUUGUUUUAGAUGAAGAUAAUGGUUGUGAAAUUGGUUCGAGAAGAGUAGUUAUUAUUAAGGAAGGGGCUGGUGACGUCCAAGCAUUGCUAGGUGUUAUUCGGCUAGUGGAGUACCUUUACAAUCUGUCGUCAUUUCAUAAACAUGAGAAUGUUCAUGUCGUGGUAGAUGCUGGGACAGGCACAACAGCUGUGGGGUUAGCUCUUGGAGCGGUAUGUCUAGGAUUGCAUUGGAGAGUAACUGCUGUCAUGCUUGCUGACACACUCGAAAGAUAUAAAGAACGAGAGAAGUCCUUAAUAUCUGACUUUAAGAAGCUUUGCCAUAACAACUACCAUGAAAUGGUGGGAGAAAAUGAUAUUGGUGACAGUUUAGUUGAAUGGGUGGAACGAUUUUCACCAAGACGAUUUGGCAAGGUGCUGAACGGUGAAAUUGCAUUAUGCCGCCAGAUUGCGCAGCAAACUGGUAUCCUGUUGGAUCCAAUGUACACCUUAGCUGGUUGGGAGCAAGCUGUGGAUCUAUGUGUUGGAGACAGUAGAACCAAAGUGGUGAUGAUCCAUACGGGAGGAACGCUUGGCUUCUGCGGAUUGGCGCAGCGGUACUCAUCGCACUUCACCUCGGAUGAGCAAACUUAGGCCCUGUUUCUUUUAGCUUAGGAUUAUUAUAAUCCAGAUUAUUAGGAGUAAGCUAAAAGAUAGCUUAUUAUAAUCUGAUAAGCUCAUUUAGGUGAGCUUUUUCUAGAUUAUUGGGUGAAAAAUUACCCAUCAUGCCACCCCACUCCCUCUUUAGACUUGCAAACCCAAUAAUCUAGGCUCUAAUAAUCUAGGAAAGAAACAACUAACCACUUAUUCUACUACAGAUUAUAACAAUCUAGAUUAUAGUAAUCUGACUCAAUAAUCUAGAUUAUAAUAAUCCCAAGCUAAAAGAAACAGGGCCUUAACCAGGCCAACCUUACUGCAAGAGUGCAAUUGCAUUUUUACCUCUAUUUAUCCUCCUUUUUUAAGUCCUUUUGCCACUUCCCAGGGCUAGAGAGGUACUACUUUUGUAUACGAGUCAGAAUUGCUUGAAUAGUCAGAACUCUGAAACUCUGAAUUGAAUUGCCUAAGCCACACUCCAGAACAGACAAUUUCAUCCUGCUGAUCUAUUGUGAUUACCCAUCAAA
Molecule: messenger RNA, 1842 nt
Organism: Oryza sativa Japonica Group (Japanese rice)
Lineage: Eukaryota; Viridiplantae; Streptophyta; Magnoliopsida; Poales; Poaceae
Product: putative D-cysteine desulfhydrase 2, mitochondrial
Molecular function (GO): D-cysteine desulfhydrase activity
Source: RefSeq, a predicted model, not a curated record